Molecule: messenger RNA, 2276 nt
Organism: Vicia villosa (hairy vetch)
Lineage: Eukaryota; Viridiplantae; Streptophyta; Magnoliopsida; Fabales; Fabaceae
Product: inactive LRR receptor-like serine/threonine-protein kinase BIR2
Exons: 1
Coding region: 181-2010 (609 amino acids)
Biological process (GO): protein phosphorylation
Molecular function (GO): protein kinase activity; ATP binding; receptor serine/threonine kinase binding
Source: RefSeq, a predicted model, not a curated record
ACCCAAAACACCCAAAGUUCCCAAACUCCUUCCCCUCACAAACCCACUAACCCUUUUCACCCAAAAAAGUCAAAAGCCACAAAACACAACACAACCAAAAAAAAAAAACACACCAAAAACCAAAAACCCCAUUUUCUAAAAAUCGAAACUUUAUCAUCGUACCACAACCCUUUCACCUCAAUGAUUCACAAAACCAUGUCUUCUCCACUCUUCUUCCUCCUCUUCACAAUAUUCACUUUCUGGGUUUUCUUCACUUCAUCCCAAGCUGAAGAAGACGACGUAAGAUGUCUCCGAGGCAUCAAAGAAUCCCUAGGAAAUUCCGAAAGUGGUAUUUCAUCGUGGAGUUUCAACAACAACACCGUAGGUUUCAUCUGUGAUUUCGUUGGUGUCACUUGCUGGAACGUAAGAGAGAAUCGAGUUUUGGGUUUGGAGCUAAAGGGUAUGAAUCUUAAGGGUAAGAUCCCAGAAUCCUUGAAGUAUUGUGGACAAAACUUGCAAAGAUUGGAUCUUGGUUCAAAUUCAUUGAAUUCUGUGAUUCCAACACAGAUCUGUAGUUGGAUGCCGUUUUUGGUAACAAUGGAUUUGUCUAGUAAUGAUCUUUCAGGUUCAAUUCCGAAUACUCUUGUGAAUUGUUCAUAUUUGAAUGAGUUGAUGUUAUCUGAUAAUCAUCUUAGUGGUAGAAUACCUUAUGAAAUUGGUAGUUUAACUAGGCUUCAUAAGUUUUCUGUUGCUAAUAAUCAGCUUAGUGGGAGUAUUCCAUCGUUUUUCAAUGGUUUUGAUAAGGAUGGUUUUGAGGGGAAUAGUGGUUUGUGUGGUGGUCCACUUGGUUCAAAGUGUGGGAGUAUGAGUAAGAAGAAUCUUGCUAUUAUUAUUGCUGCUGGUGUUUUCGGUGCGGCGGCUUCGUUGUUGUUGGCUUUUGGGUUAUGGUGGUGGUAUCAUAUUAGGUUGAGGAGGGAGAGGAGUAAGGAAGGGUAUGUUGUUGGUGGUGUUGAUGAUUGGGCGUUGAGGUUGAGAGGUCAUAAGCUUGCUCAGGUUAAUCUUUUUCAGAAACCGAUUGUGAAGGUUAAGCUUGGUGAUUUGAUGGCUGCGACGAAUAAUUUUAGUUCGGAGAAUGUUUUGAUUACGACGAGGACGGGUGCGACGUAUAGGGCGGAUUUGCCGGAUGGUUCGACGCUUGCGGUGAAGAGGUUGAGUACUUGUAAGAUCGGUGAGAAGCAGUUUAAGAUUGAGAUGGAACGGUUGGGAAAGGUUAGGCAUCCGAAUUUGGCGCCUUUGUUAGGGUAUUGCGUUGUGGAAGAGGAGAAGCUUUUGGUUUACAAGCAUAUGUCGAACGGGACACUUUAUUCGUUGUUGCAUAAGAAUAGCGGUGCGUUGGAUUGGUUGAUGAGGUUUAGGAUAGGGUUGGGUGCGGCGAGGGGACUUGCGUGGUUGCAUCAUGGUUGUCAUCCUCCGUUUAUACAGCAGAAUAUUUGCUCUAAUGUGAUUCUUGUUGACGAAGAAUUCGACGCUCGGAUAAUGGACUUCGGACUCGCGAGGCUUAUGACAACUGACUCGAACGGUAGUUUUGUGAACGGCGAUUUGGGGGAGCUCGGUUAUAUCGCUCCUGAGUAUUCGAGUACGAUGGUUGCUUCGGUGAAAGGAGACGUGUAUGGAUUUGGAGUUUUGCUUUUAGAGUUGGUCACAGGGUGCAAACCUCUCGAGGUGAAGCGUGGCGAUGAAGAAUUUAAGGGUAAUCUGGUGGAUUGGGUGAAUGUGCAGUCUAGUUCAGGCAGACUCAAGGAUUGCAUCGACAAAGCGAUAUGUGGAAAAGGUAACGACGAGGAGAUUCUGGAGUUUCUGAAAAUCGCAUCCAAAUGUAUCGUUACUCGCCCGAAAAAUAGGUGUUCUAUGUAUGAAGUUUAUCAUUCAUUGAAAACCAUUUCCAAAGACAAUAGCUUCUCCGAACAAGACGAUGAAUUUCCAUUGAUCUUCGAUAAGCCAGAAAAUGAUCCGUCAAAGUUCGUGCACUAGCGCGUGGCAGCAGGAGAAGAAGACAUAAACCGAGGUUUUACCGAGUUCAUGGUUGACACUAAUCAGAGGUAUAAUUGUUCUUGUAUGAUAUAAGAAUGUCUGUGGUAUAGAUUAGGUUAUUGUGAUUUAUGAAAUCUAAUAUGUUUCAAUGUACGUUGUAUGAAAUGCAACCUUAAAUGUUGUCUAAGAUAUUUGGAGUAUGUUUAAGAUUCUCUGUAAAAAUGUGUUAUUAAGAUGGUUAAUCUUUUAUUAUGUUUUUGCAAAUA